AGGAGGUGGGAGGAAAGUCGCCGUUGCUGGCCGACCGUUCGUCCAUCUACCGUUCUUGUCUGCAUGUGUCACCUCGCCGUCUUGUUCUUGCGUUGGUUGGCUUGUACGCGAAGUCUCCGAACCAUAGCUCCUCCUGUCUGACGCUCUUGGGUGGGAGAGCUUGCCCGUUUUUACUUCUCUGAUGAUGGGCAUUCGAGGUUGCCAUUUGCGCACGGCAUCGGAUCAUUUCUCGAGAUCAAACUGAGUCCUGGCAACUGUCUAGCGGUGCAAGGGUUGAUUGGAGGAGGAAGCCUGUGUGCGUGUUGCUGCGCGUUUCGCGGGUAGGGGGAAGGUUCAAAGCAAGGGAGACAGAGAACUCGGCGGAGAGGAGGAGAAAGUGGGAUCGGAGUCUGAUAAUUGGGAGUGGGAGCAAUUGGUCCACUGCGGACAACACGGCAGGUGUUCCUGGCAGACGAUAGAGGGCGGGGCGAACGGGCGAGGGGUGGGGGAGUUCCAUGGGCGACUUCGACGAGUACGAUUAUUUAGAAAAUACUCUGGAAAGACCCAACGGGUCGAAAGAUUUGAAUGCAGACAUAGAGAGGGAUGGAAAAGAUUCGCCGGCGGAUAUGAAGAGCUCGAAAAGGAGGAAUGGAGAAGAAGAUGGACAAAGGCAUAGGAGUAAGAGAAAUAGGGCAGGGGAGGAAGAGGAGCAGCGGGAGCGAGGGCGGAGGUCUCUGGGUCGUCAUUCGAGGUCGAAAUCGCCUGGGGAUUUCAGGAACAGGGAAAGAGGAGAGAGAGAAAGGGAAAGAGAGAGAGGGCACGAUAAAGAGAGGGAGAGGGAACGAGAUCGAGACCGGGAAAUGAGGGAGAAAGAGAGAGAAAGACACAGGAGCCGAGACAUAGAUCACAGGGAUAAAGACCGAGAUAGAGAGAGGGAUAGGGAUCGGGACAAAGAUCGGGAGAGGGAGAGGGAAAAGGAUAGGUAUAGAGAGAGAUCAAUAGAUAGGUCGCGAGACCGCGAGAGGGACAGGGGUGCGGAGAGAGUAAGGGAGCGGGAGAGGGAGCGGAGCCGAGACCGGGACCGCAGAGAUUCACGUGAAAGAAGAUCGAGAGACAGAGAUCGUAGAGACAGGGAGCGGGACAGGGACAAGGAUAAAGAAGCUGUCGCUCCGGAGGAAGAGGACCCGGAAAGGGACUUGCGGACUGUGUUCGCUUAUCAGAUUAGCUUGAAAGCUGAUGAGAGGGACGUUUACGAGUUUUUCUCCCGGGCUGGAAAGGUUCGGGAUGUACGGCUUAUUUUGGACCGCAACUCACGGCGACAUAAAGGAGUCGGGUAUAUUGAGUUUUACGAUGUGGCAUCUGUGUCCAUGGCGAUAGCACUCUCAGGGCAGAUACUUUGUGGGACCCAAGUGAUGGUAAAGCUAUCUGAAGCGGAGAAGAAUCUUGUGCCUUCAACUACUGCUGCAGCAGGUGGUGCGACUGGCCUUAUUGGUCCAUACUCGGGCGGAGCAAGGCGUUUGUAUGUAGGAAACCUCCACUUCAAUAUGACUGAAGACCAACUGCGAACGUUGUUUGAGCCGUUUGGCCCAGUGGAACUGGUGCAGUUGCCUCAGGAUCCAGAGACGGGUCAAUGCAAAGGGUUUGGAUUUGUUCAGUAUGCGAAAUUGGAAGAUGCACGGACAGCACAACAAAUGAUGAACGGCAUGGAUUUGGGAGGCAGGCCCAUAAAGGUGUCUGCAGUUUCGGAGAACGUUGGCCUACAAGAGAUGGGAAGCAGUUUGGGUGAGAUUGAUGAUGAUGAAGGUGGUGGCCUGUCUCUGAAUGCGCGGUCAAGGGCACUUCUGAUGCAAAAGCUGGACAGAAGUGGGUCCUCACUUCCUGGCAGUGCUCCUACUGCCACUAUUGGGCCACCUGGUUCGGGGAUAUUAGGAGCGGGAGUUCCGGGUGCGAACGCUCCCAUAACUGCUGCCAUUCCAACGCCAACACCGUUUCCCAUUGCACCAGCUCCAUUUGCGGGACUGCAGCUGCCUGUUGGUCUUGGGCCAACUGUCGAACCAGUUGGACUUCCAAGCGAGUAUCUGCUGCUGAAGAAUAUGUUUGAGCCCAAGAAUGAGACUGAACCUGAUUUUGAUCUUGAUAUUAAAGAAGAUGUCAGUGAGGAGUGCUCCAAGUUUGGAAUUGUCAAGCACAUAUAUGUGGACAAGAACAGUGUUGGUCAUGUUUAUAUUCGAUUUGAUACUGUGGCCGCUGCAUCGAAUGCUCAGAGGGCAUUGCAUGGGCGAUGGUUUGCUGGAAAGAUGAUAACGGCAACAUUUAUGACGGCAAUUGCUUACAAGGCCAAGUUUCCGGAGCUAAGAUGAGGAAGGUUUCUCUUCAACAGCAACUGGCAUUUGAUGAACCUUGCAGUUUUGGAGCGGGGAUUUGACAUGAGCUGCAAGUGCAGUUCCUGCCAGGAGAAUGACUGAAGCAGCUGACUUCGCUGUUGCUGCUUCGUUGAGGUGUUAUCGUCAUGGCUUGUGCUGUUGCAGGGACAUGCGGGCUAGUAGAAUGAGAGUGGGGAAUGAGGCUGUAGUUUGGACAACAUCGCUGUGAUUUGUCUUGGUACAGAACGGUGACAGGGCAAGGUGUGCGUGCUGGAAGCAUGGAUGGCCGUGUGUUUGUGUCCUGUUCUUGGAUUGCCCUAGUGCAGGAUAUGGUCGUGCGGGAGAGUGGAGACGGGCGCUAUUGUUGAGCACCAGCUAUUUUCCUUGGUGGGGGAUCUGCGGAUGCUCUCUGGAAACCAAUCGUUCUGUCCAUGGGCCCUUAAUUGCCCGAUUUGCAUGAUAUGCAGGCAAGGGUUGCAUCCCCCAAACCUGAACAGGCGGAGAGAUUCAAAGGAAUCCAAAUGUAGAUAAUGGAACGUCGCCAGCCGAGUGCCUGGUUGUCGAUCAAGAGAGGUGGUCCCUGGUGCUGUGGUACCUUUGCUUGCAUGCUGGUGGUCAAUGCAGGGAAACAGUGAAAACUCGACGACAAGGGUCUUUGGUUGUGGAGGUGGAUUAAAAACUUAUGCAUGGAUGGUUGUGGCUUGAGCGUUGUGUGAUUGCCUGGUUGACGACAAGGGGCGAUGAGUGUAAUCCAUGGAUCAAAGAGAGCUUCUCCCCAUGGCGUUUCGCCUUUCAUUGCGUCCUUUCUUUCUCAAUGCCAAGGCAUCCACCCAAUGCAUUAUUUUGGAUAUAGCAGGGCCCUUCGCUACUUCUCACUUUGUGGGCUCAUGAGGGAAGUGUAGUCUUCUAUGCAGGGGAGGGAGUGUGAAAGCUGUGUAAUGUUGUCAUCAUUUUUGGGGAUUUCUCAGCGUCGUUCUGCGCGUCCAUGGGUCUUUCUUAAAUAUGUCUGAACGUCUUGACGUAUCCCGUCUUUCUCGGGUGGUUGAUCUCCCCGCCCGUGCUAAGAAAAGAGCACAAGAUAGAAGUGCUCUGUUGGUCUUUGUGUUAGCCGAAUGCAAGGCUGCACUGAAACCCCUACUUGAGAAAGGAAGGAAGGAGAGUCGUUGCCGCAAAAUGAAUGGUUGCUUGUCCC
This is a messenger RNA of Chara braunii, 3534 nucleotides long. Lineage: Eukaryota; Viridiplantae; Streptophyta; Charophyceae; Charales; Characeae. The record is from the annotation of a GenBank genome assembly.